This is a messenger RNA of Symbiodinium sp. CCMP2592, 3264 nucleotides long. NCBI's taxonomy places the organism in Eukaryota, Dinophyceae, Suessiales, Symbiodiniaceae. The record is from the annotation of a GenBank genome assembly.
AUGGCCGGCAAUAUCCUCGCAUGGAUCAAAGCGAACCUGCUGAUCGUGAUCUCGAUCGUGCUCAUCGUCAUCCUGCUCCCUGUUGGAUGGUUCUUCUCCAAUGGAUGGAACUCGUCCAUCCAGGAAAAAGCGACCAAAGCCUACAGCGACGAGAAGCGCAAGCUCACGCAAGCAAGCACCGUGGAUUACACACUCCCACGCGUACUCAAAGACGAGCAGCCGCUCACCGAGUCACGCGCCCCCAACGCGAUCGUCACCCGUUUCUACAAGGACCGCAAGGAACAACGCGAAGCGCAGGUCGAUGAAGUCAUCGAACGCGGGACAGCGUUCAACCAAGCGAACCACGAUGUCCCUGUCAGCAACCUGCUCCCCAAAGCCGAGUCCGCGAGCGAACUGCGCCGCAACGGAUACAAACUCGGACAGCUCGUCGCGGGAACCGUUGAAGCCCCAUCGAUCUACGAGCGUCUGCUCCGCAAGCUCAACGCCGGGAGCGCUCCCGAUGCCAACGCGCUCGCUUCUUCGCUGAGUCAGUACAAAAAGCAGCAAGAAGAGUCCUAUGCCGCGACCAGCGCGGAUGGACGCGUCUCAGAUGAAGACGCCAAGCGUCUCGAGCAAGAUCUGAUCAAGCGCCGCUUGGGUGAAUACGCCGGGCGCGCUGAGUCCAUCGCGUUCUACUGCCCGCUCGGCUCGAUCCAGACUGCACAACCAGAAGACGGCUUCUCCCAUGUCCCCAUCACCGAGCCGGGAUACGACUCGAUCACCGAGUCCAGCGUCUACACCUGGGUCUGGGAUUACUGGAUCAUCUCCGACAUCCUCCGCGCUGUUGGUGCCGCAAACACCGACCAAUCAGGAGUCUCUCUCGCGGUCCCCGAUGCGCCAAUCAAGCACAUCGAACGAAUUCGUGUUGACCAGUUCCUUGUCGCCGAUGCGGUCAUCGAUAUUGAUAUCGACUCCCGUCCUAGAGAUCGUCGUGAUCCAAGCCCUUCGUCAUUCAACGACGAGGAUCAGUUCAAGUCAUACACCGGACGCAACCAGCAACCCAACGACGCGUUCGAUGUACGCUACGCCGAGAUGACCGUCAUCGCGUCAUCCGAAAAACUACCAGCACUUUUCGACGCGCUCGGAAAGACCAACUACAUGACCGUCGUCGAUGUCGACCUCGAGCAAGUCAAUGUCGAAGAAGCACUCCUCGAUGGCUACUACUACGGCGAAGACCAUGUCGUCCGAGCUCACCUCAAAAUCGAAACCGUCUGGCUCCGCGCGUGGACCAAGGAUCUCAUGCCAGACUCCGUCAAAACCACGCUGGGAAUCCCGCUCGACCAGAACGAAGAGUUCUCCGACGGCGUCAACCCAAUCGCGCAGCACAUCGAGAAAGUCGUCCUCGGACUCACCGUCCUGAUCUUUCUCGCCGUGAUCUCCAUGCAGUUCGUCACCUCGCCGAACAAUGUCAAAGCCGGAUCACGCGAAGUCGCGCCAGACCAGAUCUACAACGAGCUCGCUUCCACUGCAAGCGCUCUCCAAAGCCAGAUCUCCGACACCUCGCCAUCGCUCCCGGAAGUGCAAUCAGUCGCAUUGCUCGACCGCUACAACAACGCCUUCGCAUCCAGCGCCGACAACGCAACCAAACUCCCAGCCGCGCUGGGUGAUGGGUUUGAUAUCGCACAAGCUCUGGAUAUCACAGGAUUCGACCCAACGAGUCAUAGUGAUGUCAUUGCCAAUAUCGAGCCGCUCCAAGUCCCAGAGACUUCAACCCCGAUCGCCGCUUCCGCGUGGGGAACACUCGAUCCAUACGCCGUGAUCGAAGUCCCUGAGUACGCCAACUUCGUUCCCGCGGCUCAGCCGUUCGACAUGCCAACAGUCUCCAUCGAAGCAAACUUCUCAGGAUCCACCCUCCGAGAUGUGCUCGAAGGCAACGACGGAUACCACGGCGUCCCACGCCUCUUCUGGGUCUCCACCGGGAUGGCCGUCAUGGGACUCGAAGUCGAGCGCCAAGAACUCCAAGCCGACGGAUCGUGGGGCUCAACCCAACCAAUCACCAUGCCUCCCGGCACGCCACUCCCAACCGGAGCGGUCACCAAAGACGACGGACUCGUCCGACUCAACGAGAUCAUCGCAAGCGCCCAAGACGCAUCGCACCAAGUCAUGCAGCCGAGUUACCCACCAACCAUCUCCGGACCAGCGUGGAUCCCGCCAUCCGAACUGCUCGACGAUGACCAGGGACUCACCGAGACCCAGCGCCUCCAGCGUCAACUCACCCGUCUGACCGCUGAACUCGAUCAACUCAACAACGCCGGGAAUCGCCAAACAAGCCGACCAACCGGCGGUCGCUCAGGAAAGAACCCAGGUGGCGCCCGCGAUCCCGGCAGCGCACCCACACGCUCCAACCGCGAUCGCAACAAAGAGCGAAUCGACUUCGUCGAAGAUCAGAUCGAUAAGAUCAAAGAAGAGCUCGAAGCGCUCGGCGUCGAGGCGGACACCGACGCUGCAACCUCGACCGACAUCCUCAACCAAGACGCGAUCCAACUCUGGGCGCACGACAUCGGAGUCAAACCAGGCGCGACCUACCGCUACCGCACCCGCGUCGUGCUCAACAACCCAUACUUCCGCAAGGGACCGUACCUCGACGAAACCGACGACGCGCAGCAAGCGCUCACCGUCGAGCCAUUCUCACGCGGAGACUGGUCCGACUGGUCCGAUGAAGUCGCAGUGGGGGCCAAAGAGUUCUUCUUCGUCACCGAAGCAUCCCAGCCGAUCUCCGGCGCAGACCUCCCACAAGCAAAGGUCGAGCUCUACUCCAUGUACUACGGCUACUACCGCCGCUCGUCCAUGAACAUCGAGCCUGGACAACCGCUCGCCGCCAACCUCCGAGUCUCAGGUGAUUUCGUCCUCUUCGACACCGGCGCUCUGGAAGCCGAUGAAGCCGCCGAGUACAUCGAGAAACUCAACAACGACGACGCAGACACAGAUACCCCAACCGGAAUCUCGACCGCGCCCGAUCGUCUGUCGAUCAAUCUCGACACCUUCCUCGUUCAGAUCGCAAGCGACCCAGUCGCUGCUCUGCGUGCCGACCAGCAAGUCAGCACACUGAUCUUCCGACUCCCCGACGGCACCCUCAUCCAGAGGAGCCCGAUCGAGGAUCGCAGCACCACCCUCUACGAGCAAGCCCAAUCCUCCUCGUCCCAAGCCGCCCGAUCGAGCCUCCGCCCGACCGGUCAGCCCGCCAGAUCCCCAGCCGCGGAUCUCUUCCUCCCGAUCGAGCCUUGA